UCCACGUCGUCUGCCCUUGCUCUCGAUCUGCUGCUGCCGCUUCUAUUGUCUCUGUCUUGUGCAGGUGCAGCAGCCAAGACGGAGAGAGGGAGGCGAUUAGGCAGAGAAAGGGGGAAGCGAAGCUUUGACCCCCAACAACUCUCCUCUUCUCCCGUUGGUUGCUACUUGUACUAAAGGAGGAGCAGCAGCAGCAGCGGUAAGUAGUACGCGCGGGUUGUGGCAGGCAGCAAGCAAAGGGUGAGAUCUGAAGAGAGGUAGCUAGCUAGUGAGUGAUGAUGGAGAGCCAGCCGUUGCAGCUGCAGGACCCCGUCGCGGAGCCCCAUGGAGCUGAGCCUGCCGCCGCCGGUGCUCCUCCCGCCGUGGUUCCCGGCAAGGAGUUCACCCGCACCUGCAAGGGCCUCGUCGUCCUGCUCAUCGGCGGAUACGUCCUGCUCCAGCUCCUCCCCUCCUCCCUCGACUACCUCGCCAUCAUCCCCGCCAAGACAAUUCCCUUUGUAUGGACUGUCUUCACAGCUGGCUAUAUUGAGCAAGUUCUUCCAGGGGCUAUUGGCAGCUCUCUUGGUCUUCUCUUCUGUGGGAAGGAUAUCGAACCAGUGUGGGGCCGCAAAGAGUUCUUGAAGUUUAUCAUCUUGGUCAACUCCAUUUGCGGCGUCCUUGCAUUCUGCUUUGCUGUUGCGCUCUAUUACGUCACUGGAAAGGAAAGCUUCCUUGUAACACCACUUUCUGGUUUCCAUGGCUGUCUUGCUGGCUUUCUCGUUGGCCUAAAGCAGCUUUUACCACACCUUGAGCUCCCCAUGUGCUUUUUCUGGAAAAUAAAGGCUAAGUGGAUGCCAUUCUUCGUGCUAUGUUUCUCAACUAUCAUGGCCUUCAUUGUGCCUGAUUCCAUUAACUUCCUGCCAACUCUGGUGUCGGGGAUGUAUGUCAGCUGGAUUUACCUGCGAUAUUUCCAGAGGAACCCACUGACAGGGCUUAAGGGUGAUCCAAGCGAUGACUUCUCCUUCCCCAGCUUGUUCCCUGAUGCCAUGAGGCCAGUCACUGACCCUGUAGCCAACUUCUUUGAUCGGAUGCUGUGUGCAAGGUCUAGACCUUCUGAGCUGGCCCUCCCAGUUUCAGAUCCUACAAAGGCAUCAAGAAGAAGGGAGCGUGGCGAAAGGGUUCUCGAGGAAAGGUUGGCUGCAGACCAUGCAGCUGACACAGAAGCCCCAGCCCAUGGCCAUUCCACAGCUGAAGAUUAAUAUAGCUCUUCCCUUGUCAAACACUCGAUACUGCGAUAGGAGCGCCAGCCUCUGUGCUUUGUAACACCGAAAAUUUGUGUUGUGGAGAAUGCAUUCAGUUUACGAUGGAUCAAUGAUAUGAUAUUUUACUCUCUUUUCUUAUUAUUUAUUGGUUAAAUUCUGUUGUAGUUCAUUACAGUAAAAGAAGAAAAGGAUGACAUCCCCAUCCAGAUGUAAUGUAGAAAAAAAAAUGACUUGUGAGGAUUGUUGUUGAGAAUACUUUCCAAGUAAACUGUGUUUUUGAGUCAAUAAUAGGGUUCAUGUCAGCAAAGGAUGCC
Molecule: messenger RNA, 1552 nt
Organism: Oryza brachyantha (malo sina)
Lineage: Eukaryota; Viridiplantae; Streptophyta; Magnoliopsida; Poales; Poaceae
Product: rhomboid-like protein 19
Exons: 8
Coding region: 273-1235 (320 amino acids)
Biological process (GO): retrograde vesicle-mediated transport, Golgi to endoplasmic reticulum
Cellular component (GO): Golgi apparatus; membrane
Source: RefSeq, a predicted model, not a curated record